Xiphophorus hellerii (green swordtail) is the source of this 2113-nucleotide messenger RNA. It is a transcript of the gene ankrd49, whose product is annotated as ankyrin repeat domain 49. The record is from RefSeq and is a predicted model, not a curated record. Lineage: Eukaryota; Metazoa; Chordata; Actinopteri; Cyprinodontiformes; Poeciliidae. The transcript is spliced from 3 exons. Bases 875 to 1573 code for a protein of 232 amino acids. Gene Ontology annotation, molecular function: protein binding.
UAUUUUGUGUCCGUGGCAGAAGACUUUGGUCUCAGUUACGUUGUUUAGCUUAGCGGUAAUGAAAUCUGUUAAAUGAAGCGACAAUGUUUUUGCUUGGAGUUUUUUUCAGCUUGUUUUACUCCACAACGAGUAUGAACUGCGGCUAAUGUUAGCCUGACCAGCUUUUAUUUCAGCAGGGCAGAGCGCGUUUGUUGUUGUUUCCUUGCACUUUACCGUGUUUCUAUUGAUCAUAAGAGAGACUUGAACUCAUUUCUGAUAUGAAUUAUAACGCACGAGUCUCUGUAAUCAAAACUGUUAAAAAAAACAACAACACACACAAAAAAAACACGCAAUCAUUGAGCUUAGAAAGGGAAACCGGUAAAAGUGCCACUUUUGUAAAAAUAAAGUGCUAACUAUCUAUGUCGUACUGGGCGUUUGCAGCAUUUCUCAAAAUGCUUUUUAACGAUUCCCUGUUCUGCUGGAAACUAUGGAGCUCAUUUUAAUUCGCCAUGCGAUUAAUUGAUUUAUUGCUUAUUGUGACAGGCAUACUGUUGCCUCCAGUUAAUGCACUUUUUGACCAUAGAGGUUUGACAAAUUUACAAACCAGAAAGAUCAUAUAUUAAUCUUUAAACUCUAAAACUUUUUUAAAAAAGCAAAACAGUUGAUAUGCAGCAACCGUAUGCUAUUAUACACGGUUAUGGGAACAAAAAUACGUAAAUAAUGUGUUACCUUUAAAUUCCAGGACAUACUGAGUCAUCCAUCCAUUUUCUAACACCCUUGUUCCUAUCGGGGUCCAGAGGCGGUGUUCACCCUGGACAGGUCGCCGGUCUGUGGCAGAUACUGAGUAAUCAGAUCCUUAAAAGCGUCUCAGGCUCUUUAACAAACUCGGUGUGGAAUGGAGUUUCCAGAAGAUUUCAACCAGCUUGAGCUGCUCGACACCCACGGACACCUGAUCCCCAGAGGGCCCACGAGUUCCUGGACCGCGAGCAAGGACGAAGAGGAAGAGGUGGACGAGGAGACGCACAGCGAGGAGUGGUAUCAAGAAAAGGAGGACGCACUCAAAGAAAACCCAAAGGAGCUCGUUCUCUGGGCAGCAGAGAAUAACCGCCUCACCACCGUCCUCCGUUUGUUAGCUGCUGAUCCUCUGCUGGUGCACUGCUGCGACGAGGACGGCUACACCCCCCUGCACCGUGCGGCGUACAGCGGCCAUAUUGAAGUCGUGAAGACUCUUCUGGCCGCCGGCUCCGUGGUAAAUCACCGUACGGUCGACGGCUGGACGCCCCUGCACAGCGCCUGCCGAUGGAGCCACGUCGCCGUGGCGAGUUGUCUCCUGCAACACGGUGCCCAGCUUAACGCCCAGACCAACGGUGGCCUCACACCGCUGCACCUGGCCGCCUCCCACUCCAACUCCUCCAAACCGAACACGGCACACAUUUUAGAGUUCCUCCUCUCCAAAAGGAACCUGAAACCGGCGCUCCGCAGCAGCAGCGGGGAAACGGCCGGCGACGUAGCCCGACGUAGCGGCCCGUAUUACGUUUUGUUUGAGAUGGUAGAGGACUGCGUUAACGCGGUCCCGUCUGUUACAGCGUCUUAAUCUGACUUGUUUUUAUGGAUUACUCUAACUAGCUUUUAUGUUUCUUUGAGAUAAAGAAUCUCCGCAGCAUGAUGCGUUACCUGGGAAUGGUAUGUUUAGGGUGAGGUUCAGUGUUUUCUGCCUCAGCUGAUACUCUUCAUGCGAAACAAAAGUGAAAUUUUGUCAAAUUUUCAACACUUACUGAAUGUCUACAGGACUAAACUUUAGACUUCUUUGUUCUUUCUUUUGCCAAUGGAGUUUUCUUUUUCCACUCUUUCUAUAAAGAGCAGGUUGGUGGAGAGCACAGCAGAGCUGUACCUUUGCCAUCUAUAGUAAGCACUACUUUUGUUAGUGUCAAGUAAAAUCUGAAAAAGUUCAGUUUAGUUUGGAAUACAAACUGUGAAAAGACCAAGGGGCACGAACCCUUCUGUAAGGCACUGAAAGAUAUCUGAUUCAGUCAAAGUUGGGUCAGUCUGUGAAUGAACUACUUGCUUUCUUGCAGCUGUAUGAUGGAUUAAAUAUGGUUAAAUGAAGAUACAAAUAAAGACUUGAAAUUGAACC